Molecule: messenger RNA, 603 nt
Organism: Trypanosoma theileri
Lineage: Eukaryota; Euglenozoa; Kinetoplastea; Trypanosomatida; Trypanosomatidae
Exons: 1
Coding region: 1-603 (200 amino acids)
Source: RefSeq, a predicted model, not a curated record
AUGAGUACUGCCAAUGCGGAUGCGGCGCAGAAGAAGGCGCAGGAAUUCCUCUCAAAGGAUGCCAUUGAGGAAUUACGUGGCAUGACGGAUAAGACGGGAUCCCGCGUUCGCCAUGGAUUGCUGCCGCGUGAUCACCACACAGUGGAUACCGCACACGAAACAAAGAUAAAUGCAUACAUUGCGGAAAGACGAACAUGGCGGCAGAAUGUGUAUGUUCUGCGUAACUUUGAGUACUGGAGACUGAGAGCGGAGUAUUAUCCAUAUAUUGAGAGAAGUGAUUCAUACAGUGAUAACUUUUUUCUCCGCGGCAUUACAUGUCAUCCUCGGCUUAGUGAUUACCCUACUUGUCGUGCGGUAAUUCAAGACUACUUUAUUUGUCGUGAUAAGAAUAAGGUAAUGCAAGUAUUUAACAUGUGUGCCCCACUUAAAGAGCAAUUCUGUGCCUGUAUUAAUGAAGUGUUCGUAAAGAAUCAUGAACGGGGUGAUAAGAAGUUUAACGCACGAAGAGAAGAGUACUUUGAGGAACAGCGAGGGAAACGAUUCGCCAAACUAUUGAAUCAAGCUGAAGAGUCCAUGGAACAGAGGAAAAAACUGCAAGAUUGA